Molecule: messenger RNA, 2429 nt
Organism: Lagopus muta (rock ptarmigan)
Lineage: Eukaryota; Metazoa; Chordata; Aves; Galliformes; Phasianidae
Gene: SFT2D3
Product: SFT2 domain containing 3
Exons: 3
Coding region: 177-1037 (286 amino acids)
Biological process (GO): vesicle-mediated transport
Cellular component (GO): membrane
Source: RefSeq, a predicted model, not a curated record
CGUCGCCUUCCUCAGCCCGGCGGGGAGAGCGAGGGCUGCUCCGAAAGUAAUGCCUCCUACGUUACGGCGUCGGCCCGCCGUCGGGAUGUCGGCGGUGGGACCGCAGCAGGGGCUGAGCCCGCCCGUAUCCCGCUACGCGCUGCGGCCGGGGGACGGACGGGGCGGUCUGAUGUGGAAUGCGGAUGGAACGAAGGGCCGGGACUGAAUUCCUCCGCGUGGGAACAGUGGCACACAGCGACAUUCGACAACGCUCGCUGAACGCCGACGGACACCGAACGGCGCGGGAUCUCAGGGCGGACCCGCGGCGCUUCGCCCGCAGCCCCGGCCCGCCCCCUCUGGGCCGCACUGCGCAGGCGCGUUGCCCCGGCCGCGCCCGCCGACCCGGAAGCAGCCGGCGGCAAGAUGGCGGCGUAGCGCCCGCGUGCCGUUCGGGCCCCGCCAUGGCGGACCUGGGCCGGCAGCUGCACGAGUACCUCGCCCAGUCCAAGGCCGCCCCCGCCCCGCCGCCCGCCGGCGGCCCGCAAGAGGAGCCGGAGGGGGACGGCGCGGGAGCGUGGCCGAGCGCCUUCCCUGGCUGGCGCUGGCCGUGGGCGGCCGAGGCGGACCCGUGGCUGCCGGGGCUGUCGCCGUGGCAGCGGCUGGCGGGCGCCGCGCUGUGCCUUCUGCUGGCCGCCCUCUGCUUCGGGCUGGCCGCGCUGUACGCGCCGCUGCUUCUGCUCCGCGCCCGCAAGUUCGCGCUGCUCUGGUCGCUGGGCUCGCUGUGCGCGCUGCUCGCCGCCGCGCUGCUGCGCGGUCCGUCCCGCCUGCUGCGGGAGCCGAGCCGCGGCUCGCUGCUGUACGCGGCGGCGCUGGGCGGCACGCUGUACGCCGCGCUGGGGCUGCGCAGCACCGCGCUGACCGCGCUGGGCGCCGCCGCGCAGCUGGGCGCCGCCGCCUCCGCGUUGCUGGGCGCGCUGCCCGGGGGGGCCGCCGGCGCCCGGCGUGUCGGAGGGCUCCUGGUGACCGCGCUGCGCCGCGGGGCCGCGCUGCCCGUGUGAUGUACGGGAGGAGCGUCCCGCCGGGCUUCCUCGCGAGAAGGCGGCGCGGAACGGCGGCGAUUCCGAACUCAAGCGCGGGACAGCGCCCGGCCCCGCCGCGUCUGGAGCCGAGGAAGAGCGACCGCCCGGCGCCGGAGCGGAGACGGCGGUGGUGCGGGGCGAAGAGCGCCGAGCGGCCCGGCUCCCCGCGCCCGGUGCCGCCUCGGUGCCGGGAGCCUUAGCGAGCGCCGUGCGCUCUUCCUGCACAGAAACCGCUUAUAAUUGGCAUCCAGUAAGUGAAACAGGCUCCGGGGCUGUGGGUCGGCAGGCCUGUGCUCGGGUAGGGCAGGACCGUGCGAUGUGCUGUCCUGCUUCCAGGAGCCGCGGAACGGCACGGCGUGCCCCUCGGCGAGCUCUGCUGCGGAGCGGGCUGCUCGGCUCUGCCUUGGGGCUGACCGCCCUCCAGCGCCUCGGACGGAGCCGGCCCAGCUCUCAGAUUUGCCUCAAAUCACUGCUUAGGGAUACAGCGGGAAUUGUCAAACGGGGGUGCUUACAUGAUGGCAGACCAGCAAGCAGCAGUGACUUCCUGUGCUCUGGAGUUUUAAUGUCAGCACCUCUGGUUAUUUAUAGACAGCUGAGACUGCAGGCAAAAGAGUUCUCUAUAGAUGAUAAACCGAAAAUGAGACAUAAGCUGUUGGUACUGCCCACAGAUGAGACUUCAGGAGGUAGUUUGUUGCUCCAUCUGAUACACAAGUUUGUUAAGAAACAGCACUUUAUAGGAAUAGGUUCCACAUCUCCAUGGCAGCCCAGAAGAUUGACAGUAAUCAGGCAAUCCCUUGGGGAUUAAAGGAGAUUAUGUCUCAUACAGUCAGCGAGGACUUACUUAAGUCAGGUCCCUCUAAAGUGCCAGCCAUACACGAUCUCAUCCCUUACAGCUAUCUGCAGUUCUUUGUAUACUUUUAUUGCAGAACACAACAAAACCAAGAGAACCGGAUAAAGGAAUGGUUAAACCACAUCUGCCAUGGCGUGUGCAAUUCUUAGUCACCCCAGUCACAAAAUGAUAAGUUAAAACUGAAGCGAGUAUAGACAUGGUAAGAAGGGCAGUAAAGAAUGCAGAAUGCAUUCCAGAGAUAGCACACGAAUGGGUGAGAGCUCUGGCAUAGAGAAGAGCCACCUGAGGAUGGAAGUUUAUGCAGCCAGAGGUGGCAUUCAGAAAUAACCAACUAAAAUACAAGCCAUCACUGAAUGGAAGUAGUGAAUGAUGGGCUUAAGAAGACAAAAGCUUUUUAUUUUUUCCAAUUAAGCUUUAGAGCUCUGUCUGGAUGUCACAGGUUCCAGCGAUUCUUAAAGCUGGAUAAGACUUCUGCUGAAAAACACACCAGUGUUGCACGAGGUUUUCAAUACGAGGGACUU